Molecule: messenger RNA, 447 nt
Organism: Notodromas monacha
Lineage: Eukaryota; Metazoa; Arthropoda; Ostracoda; Podocopida; Cyprididae
Source: the annotation of a GenBank genome assembly
AAGAUGGCGAAAUUUUUGCAAGUUACGCUGGAUGAAAUGGCUGCUGAAGCGAAAAGAAGUUCGCAUGAAACCUCCGAUAAAGCGAAGGAACUCGUGGAAUUUUUUCAGAGCGUUCGCCAAGGAGGUGGAAAAGUCAGUCCGGAGAAAAUUAUCCGCUUCAGUAAACUUUUCGAGGACGAGUUGACCUUGGAUUCUUUGAAUCGGCAGCAGCUCGUAGCCCUCUGUAGAAUGCUGGAGUUGCAACCUAUCGGCACUCAGGCCUUCCUCAGGUGGCAACUCCGAAUGAGAUUGCGAAGUUUGAAAGCCGAUGAUAAGCUCAUCUUAAAGGAAGGAGUCGACAGUCUUACAGUUUGGGAACUGCAGCAAGCGUGUAAAUCUCGCGGUAUGAAAGCCUUCGGUGUUUCCGAAGAUCGAAUGCGUCAAAACCUCAACGAAUGGCUCGUUCUA